AUAAAUGGGUAAUUGUAUGUAAAAAUAAUGUGAUUUCUUGUAACAAUUGUAAGUCGCCCUGCAUAAGGGCGUCUGCUAAGAAACAAUCUUUUUUUUUAAUGAUGACAUAAAAUAGUCCCUUAGAAGUUCCUCUACACAUUUCAGAUGUUAAUCUCUUGGCCACGAUUGAAAUAAACUUCACUGUACAUAUCGAAUAAUAAUAUCCCUUUGCAUAAAAGCAUAUUACUUUUUAUGACUGGAGAACAUUGACCCUUUAGCAGUCUGCGGACUGAUAUAUACUUUAUUGUUCUGCUGGUGGGAUCACGUGACGAUUCGGACCCAAUAGAAUGUUAGGCAACGUUCAAUUUAUUAGCUGACUGUAGUUCUUUGUGAGGCCAAGAUACUUGAAAAUCUACAGUUUCUUAUUUACUGAGGAUAGCGCGCUCUGUGUUUUUUUGCAAUGUCGACUUCAGGGACUCUUGCCAAUUAUUAUGUAGACUCUCUUAUAAUCCACGAGGGCGAGGAUCUCUUACAGUCCAGAUAUCCCUCUGGUCCAGUGGUUCAACAGGCAAGGCAACCAGCUUUGGCUGAGCACAGUGAACAGACACCAUGUAGUUUCCAGCCUAAACCCUGUGUAUUCAGCACAACCUGGAGCCCCGUUCACACUCAGCCACCCAGCAAUGCUUCCACGGUGUAUCACCCGUACGCGCAUCACCAGGCUCCGGCUGGAGAAACCGAUGGAAGGUGUAUGCGUUCUUGGUUACUGGAGCCAAUGCCCGGAGCUUUGCCUUUCCCCGGAUUACCACCAAACAGGCAGUACGACAUUAAACCCGAGCCGCUGACCAGGAGAGGUGACUGCAACACUUUCGAUACACACACUUUGGUUUUGUCUGAAUAUCCUGGCCUGUCUUCUUCAGGAGAGCAGGGAAAAAAAUCCAGUGAAAUUGCGUUUCCCGACAAUAGUGCGGUUGAAGACAAAAAAGAAAUAGAUCCAAAUAAUCCUGCUGCCAACUGGCUGCAUGCAAGCUCGACAAGAAAAAAGCGCUGUCCUUACACUAAACACCAGACGUUAGAGUUGGAAAAGGAGUUUUUGUUUAACAUGUAUCUCACCAGAGAUCGCAGAUACGAAGUGGCAAGACAGCUAAAUCUUACCGAAAGACAAGUUAAGAUCUGGUUUCAAAACAGGAGGAUGAAGAUGAAGAAAAUCAAUAAAGAUCGGCCGAAAGACGAGUGAUAUUAGUCGAGUUGUUGCUACAAAACAUGCAAACCAUGCAGGCCUCGUUGAACGAGGGCAUAGCAUAUCAUUUCAUGACAUCAGCACAAAUUUCCUUAAUGGCAAAUAUAAAAAGAAUACGUAACUGGCUUUCAUAAAGUACAGGGAAUUCACAAGACGUUUGUAUGGAGUUUUAAUCGAUUUACAAGUUAAAUAUUCUUUACAUGAAAACUAUCUUUUACUGCACAACUUGGUAAUGGGCUGUUCAGUUCGAUCUGUGUACCGUAGUGAAUUGUAUUUGUUUUAAUGCAGCAGACCUACCUGCUCCUAAAAACGCUGUCUUAGCCUGGUAGCGAUGUUUGUGUGAUUGGACAUUUGUGUUCUGGUGUUGAGCCUGUUGUGAUUGUGGAAACUACAUCUCGAUUUAACUCAGGUUGGGAAUGAGGAAAGCGUCGCUGAAACUAAACUAUUGUAAAUAAGAAUAAGUGGGUGUUAUAAAUAAAACUAGCAAACAUAAUGCAAGUAAUGAGAUAUGCUAACAAAUGUAUGGGGUGCAUGUUGUCGCACCUAUUUAAAAUAACGUAUUUAACUGAAUGCAGAAUAACUUGAUAUGCUGUCUCUUAAGGAUAAAAUGGAACAAAUACUUUGAUAUUAUUUAUGUAACACUGAACAAAUGUUAGAUGUUUUUGACUACAUAUAUGUAAUUUAAUUGAACUACCUUAUUCAUGUAAAAAAAAUAAGCAUAAAAUAUUUGAAAGGCUUACAUAGAUGUAAUGUUUUAUUCGUGACGUUAUUGAGCAAGGCUGAAUGCUUUGACGCGUGUGUAUAGAUUAAACCACUUUUGUUUGUAAGAAAACACUGUAUACAUUCUGGAAAGAUUACCUCGUGGCCUGUUGACAAAACGUUUAUGUUUUCCAAUGUAGUUCCGUUUGUAUUUUAAUAAAAGGUUGUGCCUUCCCAAAAUGUCCAUGGGUAUUCAUUUAUCAGUCACUUUCAACACAAUGAUGUUCCGGUGU
This is a messenger RNA of Acipenser ruthenus (sterlet), 2208 nucleotides long. Its product is annotated as homeobox protein Hox-A9-like. NCBI's taxonomy places the organism in Eukaryota, Metazoa, Chordata, Actinopteri, Acipenseriformes, Acipenseridae. The transcript is spliced from 2 exons. The record is from RefSeq and is a predicted model, not a curated record. The coding region runs from base 440 to 1213 and encodes 257 amino acids. Gene Ontology annotation, molecular function: DNA-binding transcription factor activity, RNA polymerase II-specific; RNA polymerase II cis-regulatory region sequence-specific DNA binding. Gene Ontology annotation, biological process: proximal/distal pattern formation; anterior/posterior pattern specification; embryonic skeletal system morphogenesis. Gene Ontology annotation, cellular component: nucleus.